UUUCACGACUCGACGGUGGUGAUGAUGCAACGUGGAGCUCUGUUCAGCUGCUGAAUCCAGGGUGAUGAUAUAGGCGCGCGACCGAGUGAUACAUGAGUGAAGGGAUCGUUGGUUCCCUCCUCCUUAUAUACCCCUUACGUGCGCUCCGUGCCAGGACUUUGGACUGCUAUACAAGCAACUGGGAAGUUAUGCUGAAUUCAGUCAGCUAAAUUAUUGGAUAUUAUCACAACUUUAUUUGGCUCACCUAAUCCUAUGGGAUGUUGCCACUUCCGAACCUGAACACACUACUCUAUGUCUGUCUUGCCUGCCUCUUUCUCGUGGUGCUGGACGCCAGUCCGGUGAGAACCCUCACCAAGCAGGACGUGGAGGCACGAAUACUGGAUGCAAUCACAAAAGAUUUCCAAAGAAAUCUAGCAAACUACGAAACAGACUAUUCUAAGCCAUUCCGACAUAUAUGGAAAGACAGUGAUAACGAAGAAAUGUCUAAACAUCGUGUUAAGAGAAUAGGUAUCGCUGGACACGAGAACAUGGACAGAAUGAUGAAUACACUUGGUAAUAGACCUUCCCUGUCCAUAUCUGGAAACAUGGGGAACAUACAAAGUAUGAUGAACCGCAUGAUGGAGAAGAUGAGGCCGAACGGCUAAUCUUACCGCCAGAUGACGCCACCGUCGAACCGGAACAACUUUCAGAUUCAGUUUUACUUCCGUUUUGUUCGGCAAUCUCUGGAGGUCGCCAACUCUGAAGCCCCUCCCUACUGCGGCUAACAGAAUCAAUUCAUCAAACUGUUUUCCAUUAUUUGGAUUUACGACGUUAAGACUAUAAACGUGAAGGAAUUUGGUUACACUUUUAGUACAAUCUUUUGCAACAACUUGCAAUUUAAAUUACAUUGAAAUAUAUCAAAAAAAAAUCGUAUGCAGAACAUCCGAUCUAAAACAUAGUAUUUAUCUAUUUAUCAAUCGUCUAGCAACGUGUUCAACGAAAAAUGUCACCCCUUUCCAAGAAAAAAAUCUUUUACAGUUUGUAUCUAGAUUUCUUACAUAUUGAUGUUUGUUUUGUUGUUCUACGUUUUCCCAUCUCAGUUAUAAACAGUUUUGUGACGAUAUUUGUAUUACGUCUCUGAAGUACAUUAUACAUAACCUAUUCAUUUUCUUUCAUAUUUCGACACAUGUGUACUACCAUAACUUAAGCUGAGAUUAAAAUAAAUAGCUAACAAAAAUUAGAAAAAUUAAUUAAUUACAAAUGAAACAAAAGUUUAGCAAGUCAAAUUAUUUUAAAACAAAUAUAAAUUCGUAAUCUAUACAGAAACAUUUAUAUUCUUUGAUUGUUACAUUUGUAACAAGCACUAUUUUUAUUUAUCUUGUUGAGAAAAGGUUGUCUCCCUUUAUUGUAAGUUAACAAGUUUGACGUCAGACAUUUAUAAACGCCCUAAAAUGUUAACUUGUUGUUGAACUAUCAACCAUUCCUUGGUCAUUGUCACGGUGGAAAUAAAGUACAAAACGAA
Mizuhopecten yessoensis (Yesso scallop) is the source of this 1501-nucleotide messenger RNA. RefSeq lists its product as uncharacterized. The coding region runs from base 258 to 644 and encodes 128 amino acids. Lineage: Eukaryota; Metazoa; Mollusca; Bivalvia; Pectinida; Pectinidae. The record is from RefSeq and is a predicted model, not a curated record. The transcript is spliced from 4 exons.